Mytilus trossulus (common blue mussel) is the source of this 4640-nucleotide messenger RNA. RefSeq names its product cytokine-like nuclear factor N-PAC. Lineage: Eukaryota; Metazoa; Mollusca; Bivalvia; Mytilida; Mytilidae. Bases 49 to 1749 code for a protein of 566 amino acids. Gene Ontology annotation, molecular function: NAD binding; NADP binding; oxidoreductase activity, acting on the CH-OH group of donors, NAD or NADP as acceptor. The transcript has 15 exons. The record is from RefSeq and is a predicted model, not a curated record.
GACCAUAUCUGAAGGUGGAUUUCCCCCCACGCUUAUAAUCUUCCCACAAUGCAUCAUUCUGCUUCAAAAAUGGAGUCUAAGUUUGAAGUCGGAGACCUAGUCUGGGCGAAGAUGAAAGGAUUCCCGUCAUGGCCAGGAAAGGUCAUUGCUCCUAAAGAUGAGGUUAAGAAACCUCUGAAGAAAACACUACAUCACUUUGUCUUCUUCUUUGGAUCAGAAAACUAUGCCUGGAUUCCAGAAGAGAAUAUUUAUUUAUAUGCAGCCAACAGAAACAAGUUUAAAUUGAACAGUAGAAUACCUAAAGGAUACAAGGAGGCGUUGGAGGCCAUAGAAGAUGAAGUGAAAGCACAACCUGCUACAAAAAAUUCCAGGACACUGGAACUACCAUCUAUAGACGAAGAGUUGGCCCAGAUUUUCCCAGGAAGUUCAGAUAGUCCUAUCAAAGAUUACUCUAGAGAACCAAUGGCUGGCAAGAAACCAAAGUUGAAAAAAGAUGCAACAACAGUAAAAGAUAAGAAAGAAAGAAAGUCCAUAGGCACAGGAACUGUUGGUCGUCCUCCAAAAGUAAAAGAUGAGACAAGUAGAAAGAGUACUGGUUCGUUGCCUGUGAAAAAGAGAAUGUCAUCUUUAAGUGAGGAAGAAUUGAAAGCCAAGAAACAAAAGUUGUUUGCAGAAGGAAGAAUGAACACAAAAAUCAAAGCUAAACCUUCCACAAAUUCAGUACAGGACAUACCAAUGGAUGUGAAUCAAGAAGACUUGCCUUUGUCUCCUCCCCGGGAAUCUCCAACCAAAUCUCCAAACUCAUCAACACAUAACAAAUCAGCACCAGGUUUACUAAUAGAGGAGGCCGUCAAAAAACCUCUAAAACCUAUCAUACCGACACCGCUCAGGAUUGGCUUCCUGGGACUAGGGAUUAUGGGACAGGGCAUGGUAAUGAAUCUCCUCAGAUCUGGACAUGAAGUCACAGUAUGGAACAGAACAGCUCAAAAAUGUAAAGAAUUUAUAUCAGCAGGGGCAUUCAAGGGAAAUAACCCAGCAGAAGUUGUACAGGCUUGUGACAUGACGUUUGCCUGUGUAUCAGAUUCUACAGCAGUCAAAGAUUUAGUGUUUGGUAAUUUUGGUGUAUUACAAGGAAUAACCAAGGGAAAAUGUUAUAUCGAAAUGUCAACGAUAGACGAAGACACAAUGCAAGAUGUUGCUGAAGCUAUAAAUGCCCGAGGAGGAGUAUUUCUAGAAUCCCCUGUGGUGGGGAGUAGAGUACCAGCAUUAGAAGGACAGUUAAUCAUCCUGGCUUCUGGUGACAGAAAGUUAUUUGAUGAUUGUUACACAUGUUUUGAAGCAAUAGCAAAGAAAUUCUUAUUUUUAGGUCCAGAAAUUGGUGGUGCUACUAGAAUGAAGUUAAUAGUAAAUAUGAUAAUGGGAACAACAAUGGCCAGUCUAGCUGAGGGUAUGGCCAUGGCAGAGAAAGUUGGCUUAGAUCAGGAAGAUGUGGCAGAGGUUCUCUCACUUGGUUCUCUUUCCUGUCCUACAGUUAUACAUAAAAGUCAAGCUAUUUUAAAUCAAAAGUAUGAUCCUCAUUUUCCAUUGAUGCAUCAGCAGAAAGAUUUACGUUUAGCCCUGUUACUGGGAGACAAAGUAGAACAACCAUUAUAUGUAGCAUCAGCAGCAAAUGAAUUGUAUAAAAAGGCAAGACGAUUAGGAUAUGCUGAAAGUGACAUUGCAGCAGUGUAUAGAGCCGCAAGUUCAUGAUCGUCAAAAUAUAAGGCUAGGACCAAAAUUCUUGUUGUUAUGUGAUAAGCUGGGAUCGAAUGAACAGCCGGUAGAGUUGAUAUGAUAAUUGACCAAUAAAAGCUCGACUUUGCCUGGCUUAGCAGCUUGAGAAUGAUAUGAUGUGAAAACAAGCCAGAGGAACCAGUUUAUAUAACAAGGGAGAUAAUCCGAACAAGAUUGGGGUUGGCAUUGUGCAAUAGACACAUCUACAGAAUAUCAUUCGUUGUUUUGGAAAUAGGCAGCAAAUCCAUGGAAACGGACAAAUAUUUGAUCAUUAAAUGAUAAUCCAUGUUCUAUUUUUAUGUCAAAGAUAUGUGACUACCAAUAUUUUUAUUUUGUUUCUUAAUUGUUUUUAUAGCAUUAUCCAUUCAAUUUUAGUUUUAAUUUAUGGUGGUACAGUUAAUCCCUUUGAAAAUAUUUGAGAAUAUUUUUAGGUCAGGUUACACUAAGGUUUAUCACAGAGGAUAAAACCAAGAAAAAUGUUGUUCAAGUAGACUGUAAAAGAAUAGAUGAAUCUCAAACCAUUUCUACAACUUUGUUUUAAUGUUCAAUGUUAGAAAACAAGCAGUAUGUGAUUUUAGCAUAAAAAAUUAGAUAAAACAGGUACACAGUAAUAAGAAUGGAAUGUUCCGUGAAAGUAUCACAACAAAACUUAAAUUACCUUAACCCAAACUAUUUAUAAUUUACAUGAGCAAUUUAUUUUCAAAACUUUCUACUCACAUUUUUGUGAGUACAAAAAAAUGUGAGUUUAAGUAGUUGCAAAUAUAUGAAGCUUGGAUAUAAAUAUAUUAAGAAAACGAUAAGAUUGAAAAAAUAGAUCCCCAAAAAGUGACUAAAAAGAAAUAUUCGCUAAAGCAUGCACAAAAAUUGGUUUGUUUAUAGUAAUUAUAUAUGACUGCUCCAAUAAUUUUCUGCAAAUAGUCACCGGUUGAUGUCUCCCAGCAGAUAUUUUAACAUUAUAUACUAUUUAAAAACAUUAUUUAAUACUUGAAAAAUUAUUAAUCAAUUAGUACAUAAUGUUCUCAAGUUUGACGCAAAAACUUCUACACUUAAAAUAGUGAACCCUAAAGCUGUAAUUUGAAACUGGUUUGAUUAUGAUUGUUGUCUAGGAAUAUUAAUUUAGUUGUUAUGUUAGGUACAUAGAGUUACUUCCCUUUAUCAUUGUAAAUAAUUCCAUUUUAUUCAUCAUUUCAUUGAAAUUGAAACUGUCUUGAUUUUUUUUAUGUCUGAUUUAUAUUUUUGAAAAUAUUUGCCUCUUUCUUAAAUUUUAAAUCCACAUUGAUUAAGCAGGUUGUAUGAUAUAUCAAUUUCAUUUUAUAUGCAGGUCAGUAAUUAGAUAUACCUCUGUCUUUCUAACCAUAUGUCCCUCUCAGAUCAUCUUUAUCUAAAUGGAAUAUGCCCAUGCAAAAAUUUUGCUUAAUUCAAAUUUUAAAGAGUAAUAGAAUAAAAGUUAUGAUAUCUCUGAAACCAAAUCAAUUAUAAGCUUAUGGCCUGUGUUUUACAAAUUUCAUGUGAUCAUGACUGGCAGGAAAUCCUGUUAACUUUAUUUUACACACUUCAAAACAGAAACCCUUUUAUUAAUUUAAUCAGGGACCUUUUUUGAAAUUUUAGGAUGAUGGAUUGUAUCAAUCUGUCAGAAUAAUAUAGUCUGUGAAAUCAUAUGUUUUCUAAAGAAUGUAUUUCAUGAUUCAUUGUACAGACAAAUUUACUAUAUGUUGAUUGUCAUUAUAAAGUAUAGCAAGUUAGAAAUUGUAUUAGUGUUGAAUUUCAAUGGAAUUUUAAGAAAUGGAGCUUUUAGUUUGAAAUUAAUUUUUUUUAUCUUUGAAUUGUAAGCAUGCAAUCAGUUAGAUUUAGAGUUUGCUGUUUUCAGAUACUUAGAGUUUUUAAAUGUUUAAUUUUAUUAAUUCUUUUGGGGGAGUGAAGUCAAAAAGUGCCCCAAAAAAUCAACAAGCACAAAAUGUACUGAAUUUGGAAUUUAUGAGGACUUGACUGACCUAUCUGGAUGUUGUUUUUUUUUGUUUUUUAUUUAUGUCUGAUUGUCAAAUUGUAGUUGUCUCCCCUGUAUGUACUUAAUGAAUGCUUAAAAAAGCGAUCUUUUGCAGUAUUAAUAAUUUGUAAGUGAAAUUAAGUGUAGAAGUUAUGAUUUUUUAGUUCAACUGUAAAAAAAAAAAAAUGAAUCAGAAUUAGGAAUGCAAUUUGAUUGAAUAAAGAAAAAACCUGAUUGAUACAUAAUGUAACACAAAAGUAUGUGAACCAAUGUUUGUAAAGUUAAAAACUGUAAUUAUUAUGAUUAGUAAUGUAUUAUGUUGUUUCUUAUUUGUCUCCUAUUUUAUUGAACUCUGUUAGGACAGGUUUAAGACUUCAAAAACCUCUUGACAACUCAGAAAUUUGGCAUACUUUAAAGGAAUAUACAACCAUGAAUUACUCAGGACUGUUUUAAAUUUACCAUCCUUCCCUCCAACUUUCAUUUUAUUGGAAUAUACCUUAAUUACAAAUUUGAUUUGCACUGCACACAGCUUUUAGACAAUGAAUGAAUAUAUACAUUUAUUUAUUGCCAAUAUCUAAGCAUUUUGUUUUCUCCAAGAUGAGUCUAGGCGCUGUAGAAUAAAAAAGAAUUUCAUUAACACUUUUCUUGUAUUUUUCUCCCAUUAUAUAAUUUGUUUUAUGUAAUAUGUAAAAUGUAUAGAAGAUGUAGAUCAUUAUUCAUUAUAUUGUGCUCUCAUGAAAUAUCACCGUCAGAUGUAUAAAGUCAUUUCACUGGCAUUAGUUUAACAUUGCAACUGUAGUCAUCAUAAAAUAAUAUCUUUUUCAUUAUUGUAUAAAAAUCACUAAGAUCUUGUUAUAUUAAAUGAAAAAGAAAUUUCUAAGUA